This is a messenger RNA of Mangifera indica (mango), 3172 nucleotides long. Its product is annotated as disease resistance protein At4g27190-like. The coding region runs from base 279 to 3167 and encodes 962 amino acids. The transcript is spliced from 2 exons. Gene Ontology annotation, molecular function: ADP binding. Lineage: Eukaryota; Viridiplantae; Streptophyta; Magnoliopsida; Sapindales; Anacardiaceae. The record is from RefSeq and is a predicted model, not a curated record.
UAGGAUUCUCGGCUCAAAUCCAGCCGUCAACUCUAUUCUUAUUGUCAACGAAGCCCAAAACGCCAUUUCUCCGUCGGAUCCGGAUCUCUUUCCUCCACCAAGAACCGCGUAUUCUACUUUUGGAGUCAGAGGUGAUUCGGUUGCUGCUGGAGCUGUGAGUAACCCAUUCUUCGUUUGGAUUUUAGUGGAGGUCUGAGGGACUUAUUAAAGAGUUGUACUCUUACUGAUUAAGGCUCGAAUUUCCUUCAGAUUUGCAUAUUGUUGUGUUAUUGUUGACAAUGGUCGACGCUGGGGUUGGAACUGUUGCCAAGAAGUUGGAAGAAUCGACAAGACUUCGGUUGAGUUAUUUGUGGAAUCACAAAAGCAACCUUGAGGAAGUUAAGAAAGAAGUUGAAAGGGUGAGGGAUGUUAGAGCUGAUUUGCUGAGUUCAAUGGAGAGAGCUGAUCGCCGAGGGGAACAGAUAGAAAAUGAUGUUGAGAGGUGGCUGAAGAAUGUUGAAGAGUGCAUCAAUAAUGCGACGAUGAUUAUUGAGGACUUUGAGGGGAGAGCAGGUAUUCGAUGUUGCAAGGGGCUGUGUCCAGAUUUGACAACCCGGUAUCGGCUUAUCAGGAAAUCGGUGAAGGAGUUGAAGGCUGUUAGUGGACUCUUGAAAGAUAGAAAUUUUGAUAGAGUUUCAUAUGUUAUCCAUCAACGGGACAUAUGGUCUAGAUAUUCUAAGGAUUAUGAGACCUUUGAGUCAAUAUUGUCCAUUUUUAAUGAUAUAUACAACGCUUUAUGCAAUGAUGAUACCAACAUGAUUGGAGUGUAUGGGAUGGGGGGCAUUGGCAAGACUGCACUGGUGAAGCAAGUUGCCUGGCAAGCCAAGGAAGACAAGUUGUUUGAUGAAGUGGUUCUGGCAUUGGUAAGCCCGACUCCAGACAUAAGAAAGAUCCAAGGAGACAUUGCAAAUCAGCUAGGUCUUCAAUUCCAUGAGGAGAAUGAAUCUGGAAGAGCAAGGAGGCUACGUGAUCGAUUGAAUCAAGAGAAGAGAUUCCUUUUAAUCUUUGAUGAUAUCUGGGAAAUUCUUGAUUUGGAGAGAGUUGGAAUUCCUUUAGGAAACGAUCAUCAGGGAUGUAAAAUUAUGCUGACAUCAAGAAUUCAUGAUGUAUCAGGUAAGAUGGGUUCUCAAUGUAAUUUCUUGGUUGCUGCUUUGAAGGAAGAAGAACCUUUUAGUCUAUUUAAGAAUAUAGUAGGUGAUUCAAUUGAAAGUUUUGAGUUCCAAUCCUUGGCAAUUGAAUUUGUCAAGGCAUGUGGAGGUCUGCCUAUUGCCAUUGUUAAUAUUGCAAAUUCAUUAAGAGGCAAGAGUCUAUUUGAAUGGAGGGAGGCAUUCCAGACUUUGAGCCAUCCUUCAUCAAGGAAAUUCACUAGAAUGCUUGAGGAUGUUUGUUCAACAAUAGAGUUGAGUUACUAUCAUUUAGAAAAUGAGGAACUCAAGUCAAUAUUUUUGCUUUGUGGUCUAAUAAAUUAUACUGAUGAAGCUUCUGUUAUGGAUUUAUUGAAAUAUGGAACUGGUUUGGGUUUGUUUAAAGGCAUCAUUACUCUGGAAGAAACACGAGAUAAGUUAAAUUCAUUGGUUCAUGAACUCAAAAGCUCUUGUUUACUGCUUGAUGGUCAUAACCGUGAAUGGUUUUCUAUGCAUGCUAUUGUUCGUUAUGUUGCCUUAUCAAUUGUAUAUAGAGAUCAACAUGUUUCUGCACUGAGAAUUAAGACUAUCCCCAAGGAUUGGCUAAAUAGGGAUACAGUAAAAAGUUGCAAUGCAAUCUGCAGUCAUGAUGGUGACAUUAGUGAGCUUACUGAAGGAUUGGAAUAUCCAGAAGUUGAAUUUGUCUAUUUGAAUCUGAAGUAUUCUAUUUCCAAAAUCCCUGACAACUUUUUUUCAGGAAUGACAAAACUCAGUGUUUUAAGUUUGACCAAAGUGCAUUUAGUGCCACUACCUUCCUCACUUCAUCUCUUAAUAAACCUUCGAACACUUUGUUUCAAUCAAUGUGUACUGGGAGACUUAGCUGGUAUUGGAGACCUGAAGAAACUAGAAAUCCUUAGUCUUGUCUGUUUGGAUAUUGAGCACUUGCCAAGAGAAAUAGGUCAAUUGACGAAGUUAAGGUUGUUUGAUUUGAGCAAUUGCUCUAAUCUAAAAGCUAUAUCAUCCAAUGUUAUAUCUAGUUUAUCACUAUUAGAAGAAUUGUAUAUGGGUAAUAGCAUUGUUGAAUGGGCGUAUGAAGGAAUCAACAAUGAAAGAAAUGUUAGCCUUCAUGAGUUGAAGUUUUUGUCUUUACUAACCACUUUAGAACUUCAUAUUCGAGAUGCCAAACUACUACCAGUGGGCUUGUUCCCUAAAAAGCUGAAAAGGUACAAAAUAUACAUUGGAGAUGAAUGGGACUGGCAUGAUAAGUAUGAGUACAAAAGAACUUUGAAGCUCAAACUCAAUACCAACAUUGGCCUGGAGAAUGAGAUUGUCAUGCAGUUGAAGGAAAUCGAAGAACUUUAUCUAGAUGAAGUCCAAGGUGUCAAGAAUGUACUUUAUGAUCUUGAUGCAGGUGGUCUCCCAAAAUUGAAGCAUCUCUCUAUCCAAAAUAAUCCCUACAUUAGGUGUAUAGUUGACUCAGUGGAGUGGCUACCUUGUGAUGCCUUCCCACUCUUGGAGUCAUUGUUUCUUCGUAAUUUAAUUAACUUGGAGAAGAUAUGUCAUGGUGAACUGACAGCAACAUUUUUCUCUAACUUAAGGAUGAUAAAAGUGAGAAACUGUGAUAAAUUAAGAGAUUUCUUGUCGAUCUCUGUUUUUAGAGGCCUCCCAAAACUUCAAAAUUUUGAGUUGAUUAAAUGCAAGAAUAUGGAAGAGAUUUUCACAAUUGAAAGAGAAAGUGAAAAGAUUGUGAUAGGUACCUGGGUAAUCCGGCAGCAGCAAAGCCUUGCCUGGUUACUUCCUCAGCUCUCACAGCCUCUCCUGUGUACCGAUCUCAGCCACAACACAGCAUACACUGGAACAGGAAUGGCAACACAAACAUACAAGACAAUGAAAAUAUGUAUUGUAUUGAAUACUUUUUCCAGGAAUGAAUACAAAUUAGUUCUCCAAUACAAUGACUAUUUCCAUCUAUUGCACUGCUUAAUCAAUUACAAUUCUCUUCACUAAUUUUU